Molecule: messenger RNA, 1743 nt
Organism: Funneliformis caledonium
Lineage: Eukaryota; Fungi; Glomeromycota; Glomeromycetes; Glomerales; Glomeraceae
Source: the annotation of a GenBank genome assembly
AUGACCCAAUAUUUUGAUCAAGUUGAAAUUGAGCUGUGGUCCCUCGACGGUCUGGCCGAGUGGUGUGCCCUCAAUGUUUCAUGCGACAAAAAAAGAAUUUUAGAUGGCAUGAAAAAAGGAAUACAUGAUGUACUUAAUAAAUCUGCCUCAGAAUAUGCUAAACUGAAGGCCAAUAAUAUGCUCAAGAAUUUGGAGGGAAUUCGCUGUAGUUUAAGAAUGCUUUAUCCUUCUGUAGCACAUUUCGGGACUGUUAGUCGGCUGGGUGUUGAACUGUUAACUUGGAAAUUGGAUAAAAACAAGAGCAAUUUUUUCGAGUGUUUAGAGAAUCUGAAGAAAAUAAGAAAUGAUGAAACACUUCAACUGGCACAAAUCAAAAGUGAAGAAACUAUACAACUGGCUGAGAUCAAGUCGAAAAAUUUGCAAGAACAUACCAUCAAAGUAGUGAAAUUUCAUAAGAACAUCGCUGAAGAUCUCACCACUGUUGAUCGUAAAAGGAAAGAGAGUCCAUUAGAUGAAGAUGUGGAACAAGAAUAUGAUGCGAAGACGACGUCAGCUGAGAACUUCAAGAAACGUUUAUUAGAUUUUGAUUAUGAUUCUGAUAGCUCUAUCGACGAAGCCGAAGAUUCAGAGGAUGAGACUUUCGAUCUUAGCAAAUUUACAUUUGAUGGGUGGGUUGAUAAAUGUGAUAAGAAAAGAUGGACUUUAAGCAGUGGCGAAAAAGUCAGGGAUUUUUUACUAAAAAUGACACGUAAAGAAAUUGAAAAAGUAAACCAAUUAGAGAAAGUAGACGGAAAGAUUCUGAGCAUCAUAAGACUUGGUCUGUCAUCAAUAAUCGAUCUGUCAUCGGAGUUCGAUAAAGGAAUGUGUACAUGGUUUGGGGAAAAUUGGGAAGACCUGAAAAUGAAAGUUUCGAAGAAUAUAAAUUUCGAAGUAAAAAAAUUAGAAGGUGACACUUUAUCUGAUGCCAUUAAAAUGGAAAAGUUAUGUGCCACAUACCACUACUGGGAAGCACGCGCUUAUCUACUAGAUAAAUUAAAAGAAAGGCCAAUUGAUGACAAACAUCGACAAGUUUUAAAAAUAUAUUAUCAUCUAAUCGACAUGCUGUUAGAAAAUCCUUGUACCUUUGUUAAUAAGGAAGGAGGAAAAAAGAAUUUGACAGAAAUCGAAUAUAUUAUGAAAGUUUCGAGUCCCAUAUUGGAAAUAAUUUUUUCGAAUGAUCAUGAUUUAGUCUAUCUUAAAUGGGGCGAGACAGUUUCUAAAUCAACUUUAAAUCGAAAGAUAGAUUUGAGGGUACUGACUGCUAAAGGCGAUAUAGAGUUAUCACAUUCAGAAUUUGCACGCAAAGCAACACCAGUAAAAAUAAUCAAAGAUCGCAGAAGCUGUCGAAAAUUCCACUUUGGAAUACAAUCAGCCGGUUUAGAAGGACAACUCUUCGCUAUUGAUUUACUUGAUAAUGGGUUGUACUUUAGUUUGGAUGGUCCAACGUAUAGAUUCCCUGCACAACUAUGCGACAUUAAUACGUUAAGAAAUUCACUCAAAGUUUUAUAUUUUUUUAAGGAAAAUGCAAUCAGUAAAGUCAAGUAUUUGUCUUGUGAUAAUGGUAAUGGCAUUGCGAAAAUACUUCAUUCAAGAGCAAUAACCACAAAACCUAAACAUCACAAGAUUAGCUAUAUUAAGAAGACAUAUUUUACGCCAAAAGAAUCUAUAUCCAGUGAAAUCAAGGCUCUAUAUUCACGAGAAUAA